UGUACAUGCUGUGAUGAAUUUGAAAGCGGUGUAAGCGUCUACCGGCUCACAGGCGGGGAAAGCACUGGCCCGACAAGGACUCCAAGCCAGAAAAACAGCCUCACCCCCUGCAUAAAGGACAGUGGCUGGCUAGUAAAUUUGCCACCACAUAAGGAGAUUAAAUUGUUUUGACAUAAAAGAAUCCACUGGCACCUAGAUCUGCAUCCUGGAUGCAUGAUUACAGGAAGGAAUGAUAUGGUACCUGGACACUAAGGACUGCUGAACUGCCCCAGUGCCCCCGCCAGACAGGAACAUGCCCGCUCCCCGGAUGUCCCUGGUACCAUCCGCCUCGUGGCCCGUGGCGGUGGACUGGGCCUGGAACCUGGGCAUCUACGUGGCGAUGUUCUCCGCGAUGCUGCUUCUGAUGCUGCUGCUGCUGUGGCUCCUCAUCAAGCAGCUGAGAGACUCGGUGGGGAACGCAGCCCUCAAGCCUGGCCCCUCGAUCCGGAGGCCCCCCGGACAGCAUGCGGUGUGUGCGCCGUGAGGACUGGCCAGCAGGGGGUGCCGGCACAUCUCAAGGAAGGUAAUUACCUGAUUAAAACAUCGAGCCGUGUGGGAUUGCUAGAGGCUUUCAAUCAUCUUACAGCACAGCAAAAAUCCCCGCUGCAACAGCCAUAAUUAAUGAACCAUUAAUAUUUAUGUGCAAUAUUUCUCGGAUUUCUUCGGUAGUCAGCAGCAUGAACCAUAAAACCUGGUCGCAAAUGUACUGUAUGUCUGAACAAAAUGGUUUGAUGACACUUUGUGUUGUUUUCAUUGUUUUUCAUCAGUCACUGAGCUUUAGUACUGAAAUGUAUCUGUACAGAUUGCUUACUGUCUUUCGAAGGGUUUUCAACUUGUGAAAUCCUUUCUAAACUGAACAUUUUAGCUCUAAUGUUGGACAGAGGACGCUUUGCUUAUUCGCUGUUGUGCUCGAGUGCAAGACGUCACAUUUAUAAAUCACAAAAGUUCAAAAUGUUAAAAAUAAAAUGCAUAGAAAAUAAAGCACGUAGUG
Messenger RNA from Brienomyrus brachyistius, 1030 nucleotides. Its product is annotated as small integral membrane protein 43-like. The coding region runs from base 293 to 523 and encodes 76 amino acids. The transcript is spliced from 2 exons. NCBI's taxonomy places the organism in Eukaryota, Metazoa, Chordata, Actinopteri, Osteoglossiformes, Mormyridae. The record is from RefSeq and is a predicted model, not a curated record.